AUGUUCAGCCAAGUGGCUAUUGAUUUCGCACGAAGCCUUCGACAGAGAGACUUCUGGGUCAUCCUGUCGCACUUUAUCAAGGAUCAUGCGGAUUUCAAAUUCAAAGACUCCGGAACGUACGAGCACAUGUUGAUCCUCGAUGCGCGGCCUGCGGAUGCAGAGUAUCCACGCUUGAACGCAUGGUUGAACUCGACUUGCAAUCAAGCAAGUCGAACGGUCCUCCUGAUAAGCUCCAAACACAACGACCACUUCAUGCAAACACUGCAAAACUUACAACUCCAGUAA
Messenger RNA from Lithohypha guttulata, 285 nucleotides. RefSeq lists its product as uncharacterized. The transcript has 2 exons. The coding region runs from base 1 to 285 and encodes 94 amino acids. NCBI's taxonomy places the organism in Eukaryota, Fungi, Ascomycota, Eurotiomycetes, Chaetothyriales, Trichomeriaceae. The record is from RefSeq and is a predicted model, not a curated record.